CUGGGACCGAUCGCGCCCGCUCCGACCCCGCAGCGCUCCGGCCUGACACCAUCCCCAGGAGGAGCUGGUGCCUCAGCCGGGCACCAUGACAGCGCUGUCCCCCAACCUGUCGUGCCACCACUCCAUCGACGACUUCCGCAACAGCGUCUACUCCACGCUCUACUCCAUGAUCAGCAUCAUGGGCUUUGUGGGAAACGGCGUGGUGCUGUACGUGCUGAUCCGCACCUACCGGCAGAAAACGGCCUUCCAGGUCUACAUGCUCAACCUGGCCCUGUCCGACUUCCUGUGCGUGCUCACCCUGCCCCUGCGCGUCAUCUACUACGUGCACAAGGGCCACUGGUUCUUCAGCGACUUCCUGUGCCGCCUCUCAUCCUACGCGCUCUACGUCAACCUCUACUGCAGCAUCUUCUUCAUGACGGCCAUGAGCUUCUUCCGCUGCAUUGCCAUCGUCUUCCCGGUCCGCAACAUCAGCCUGGUGUCGGAGAAGAAGGCGAAGUUUGUGUGCGUUGGCAUCUGGGUGUUUGUCACCCUGACGAGCGCGCCCUUCCUGCGGAACGGGACGUACCAGUAUGGCAACAAGACCAAGUGCUUCGAACCGCCAGAGAACUCCCAGAAGACAAACCUGGUGGUGAUCCUGGAUUUCAUCGCCCUCUUUGUGGGCUUCAUCUUCCCUUUCAUUGUCAUCACCAUCUGCUACACCAUGAUCAUCCGGACCCUGCUGCGGAACUCCCUGCGGAAGAAUGAGGCCAACCGCCGCAAGGCCGUGUGCAUGAUUGUCAUCGUCACCGCCACGUUCCUGGUGAGCUUCACGCCGUACCACGUCCUGCGCACGGUGCACCUGCACGCGCUGCGCCUGCGGGGCCCCGGCUGCGGGGACACCAUGUUCCUGCAGAAAGCCGUCGUCGUCACCCUGCCCCUGGCCGCUGCCAACUGCUGCUUUGACCCCCUCCUCUACUUCUUCUCCGGGGGCAACUUCCGGCAGAGACUCACCACGCUGAGGAAGGCAUCUUCCUCCAGCUUGUCGCAAGCCUUCAGGAAAAAGAUCUCUGUGAAGGACAAGGAUGAGGAACCCUUUGGAGAAAGCCAGAGGGAGAAUGGAAGGGCAGCAGUGGCCCCUCUGUAAGGAGGUUAAACCUUCCCCUCAGAGUUCUGGUGGGGGAUUGAGAUCUCAGAACUCUUCCAGAAGAUGGGAUGGAGGCUUGCAAGCCUUUGUUGAUGUUAAAUAACUGUGGACAGUCCCUGGUUUGUGGUACUUGGUGGCAGAGCCACUGCUGGGGCUGGGCAGCCCCUGGAACCCCCAGAGCUACAUGGGACAGAGCAGCCACCACCAGCAAACUGUGGAGCUGCUGCUGAACUCCCAAAGCCCCUUCCAAGGCUGUAUUUGGGCAUUUGCUUCGUUUCACAACUCUCCAAGAGCAUUAAUUCCCCGAGCCAGUGGGAAAUGUAAACAAAGCUUGCAGCGGGUGGGGAGCUCCUGACAAACGAGGGCAGAGUUUUCACUGGAUCUUCAAACACCCGCCAAGUUAUUUACACAGCGAGGUCGGGAUAAUUCCUGCCCUGCUCCCAGCUGCCUCUGAAUUUUGGUUUUUAUGAUCAUUAUGUGUGUUUUAGGCUCCCAGGGCUGUGCCUUGGCUGCAAAUCAGGAUGGGCCCCUCUCCCACCCCCACCAAGCAGCUCGAGAUGCUUUGGUGGGCAGCACAUUUGCCAGUAUUUUCCCAAUUUCUAGAAAAAUCUGUGGGAUCAGUUGUAAAAUUGCAGUAUCCUACUGUGCAGGGUAACUCAGGAAUAAGGAUAAGAGGGAAACUUAUUUCAGUGGGACUGGUCCUGAAGUGAUGGCUGCACAAUUCAGAGUAUCGCUCCAGUUUUUGGGGAAGUUUUAGGUAAAAGUGGAGCUCUGCGUGCUCAGAGUCAGAUUUGCCUUUCUCAACUAUUGGCCAAGGGUGUUACAUUAAUAAUAAAUAAAGCUCUCUCUAGGAUGUUUGAUCCUGUUCCAGAGUGUUCACCUCACCCACACCUGGCAGCAAAGAGGCAACACGAGGCCCUUGGAAAGAUCUUUAGGAAGAGCUGGAGAUCCAAAAUCUGAGUCUGGAUGAGAUGUAAUGCUGAAAAAACAUUGGGCCAUGUUUCUUCUGUAAAGAAAAACUUCAAACUCUUAGAUGGAGAGAAACAUUCCCGUACUUUUCCAGGAGAUCUGCAGGAAGGUAGCACUCCUGCCUCUGCUGGAGCAGAGCCUGGCCAGAGAUCUGCAACACAUCCCAGCAGAAAUAGAAAUUCUUGUAGGAUUAAAGCUCUCAGUUGGAGAAGGAGUUGAUAAAUGAACAGCAAGUGUGUUUGGAUAUGGUAUUUAUGAUUAUAUGGUUACUCGAUGUUAUCUGGAAUAAAGAAAACAGUUUUAGUAGUGAAGAAUAACAGUGAGCAAAAGGAGUUUGGCUUGGAGAAAUUAUCUGCACACAUAAUUAGAGUGUGAAUUCACAGCCCUGGCUCAGAAAAGGCACUUAAAAAACCAAAUUCACCUGCAGGACAAAUGUGAAUUUCCAAGGAGAUCUGAAAUUCCUUUGUUAAAUUUGAAGGAUAAAGUGGCAGAGGGCUGAAAGCUGCUGCUGUAGAAGAGAGUUAGAGACCCCAUAAACCCCCAGAGGGCAGAGCCAAGAGUUCAAAGCCAGAACUGCAAAUCGUUCAGGGAAAGGAAUUGGAAGGAUUUCCAAUUUUUUGAGGGAAAAAGUGGAAGAAUUGGCUAAAACUCCUUUUCAGGGGUCAGCAUUGAGUAGUCCACUUGUGUCUCAAGGCUUUAAAGGCAUUGUGCAACUGUAAAUAAAAAUCCUCAUGGGAAACAGUUUCAGAAUAUGCAGGAAUAACAUGUCCAUUCCUAAAGUUUAAUAUACUGAACAGUAAAGCUAAAUGUGUAUAUAUAUAUAUAUAUGUAUGUAUAUAUUACAAAGCAUUUUUAUUGUACCAGAGGUAUUUUUUUAACCCUUUGCCUUUUUUUUUUAUUUGAAUGAGACAAUGGUAAUGGCAAAGGAAAUGGCAGCUUUUUUCUUUCUCUUUUUUUUGUGCAAUAGGAAAGCCAGUUUUAAAAAACAUUCCUGAAAAUGAAAUGGAAACAUUGCAAGUGAAAUUUUAAUGACUGUUUUUUCUGUGGCUUGUUAUAAAGUCUCUGUUAAAGAUUCUUCUUCCCUACAAUAAAAUUUUACUUGCACACAGCA
Messenger RNA from Corvus hawaiiensis (hawaiian crow), 3203 nucleotides. It is a transcript of the gene CYSLTR1, whose product is annotated as cysteinyl leukotriene receptor 1. Gene Ontology annotation, biological process: G protein-coupled receptor signaling pathway. Gene Ontology annotation, molecular function: leukotriene receptor activity. Lineage: Eukaryota; Metazoa; Chordata; Aves; Passeriformes; Corvidae. The coding region runs from base 86 to 1123 and encodes 345 amino acids. The transcript has 2 exons. Gene Ontology annotation, cellular component: plasma membrane. The record is from RefSeq and is a predicted model, not a curated record.